AAAUAAUAUUUUAUUGGCGAAUUAGGUGAAAUGUCACAUGGAUCAGAUUCAGUUACGUAGCAGGGUUCUCAGAGAACACCAGGUCAGGCGCGCUCUAUGUUUGGUGUCUGGUUUCAAAGAGAGGCAAGUUGUGGGUGAGAGGGGACAAGGAGAGGUAGUCUGGGAAGCACAGGAAGCAGCUACUUUGCUCACUACCUGAGUAAAGCCACUUCAAGGACACAGAACAUACAAGCUUCAGUAAAGAAGAAUUUCACUGCCUCUGUCCUGUAGACCAAAGUCUCUGCUUUCCUUUGGUGUGUAGGUCUCUGUCUGGCCUGAAAAGGUACCAGUGUCAGUAAUAUAGGAAAAUGGCUGAGGCUCAUCAGGCAGUGGGCUUUCAGUUCACAGUGCGCCCAGAUGGUGUGGACCUGAAGCUGAGUCAGGAAGUUUUAAAAAACAUCUACCUGUCAGGAGUGACUGCCUGGAAGAAGAAAGCCAUUCAAUUCAAGAAUGGAAUACUGACUGGAGUUUACCCUGCCAGUCCUUCCAGUUGGCUGAUAGUUGUGAUUGCUAUGAUGAGUUCCUUAUACACUCGCAUAGACCCCUCUCUGGGAAUGAUAGACACCAUCAAGGGGAAUCUUCCAUACAAAGUCUACAUGCAAGUGCAGACCAGAGCAGUUGUGAGUGCCAUCCUGUUUGCCACAGGAGUCUGGCUGUUUUUCAUCUAUCUCAUGAGAUUCACUCUGAAGACUCUUCUUUCCUACCAUGGUUGGAUAUUUGAAUCCCAUGGAAAAAUGAGCACAUGUACAAAACUGUGGCUGAGCCUGGUAAAGAUGAUUUCUGGACGAAGGCCCCUGCUGUACAGUUUCCAGGCUGCCUUACCCAGACUCCCUGUCCCCAGAGUGGAUGAUACCAUUCAGAGGUAUCUAGAAUCAGUUCGCCCUCUGCUGGAUAGCAAACAGUACAACCGAAUGGAGAUUCUGGCGAAUGAAUUCAAAGAAACUGAGUCAACGCAGCUCCAGAGGUACCUCAUCCUGAAAUCUUGGUGGGCAACAAACUAUGUAAGUGACUGGUGGGAGGAAUACAUCUACCUGAGGAGCAGAGGUCCCAUCAUGGUCAACAGCAACUUUUACAUCAUGGACCUCUUGUAUAUGACCCCAACACACCGGCAGGCUGCUCGGGCAGGAAAUGUGGUUCAUGCCAUGCUGCAGUACAGGCGUAAGCUGGAGCGCGGUGAACAUGCACCGCUGAGGGCUUUAGGGACGGUUCCAAUGUGCUCCACCCAGAUGGAGAGAAUGUUUAACACCACUCGUAUCCCUGGUAUAGAAACAGAUAUUGUGCAGCACCUGACAGACCGAAAGCACCUAAUCGUCUACCACAAAGGGCGCUUUUUCCAAGUGUGGUUGUAUAUCGGGGGGCGCCACCUCUUACCCAGUGAGCUGGAGACCCAGUUUCAAAGGAUUCUCAAUGAUCCAUCAGAACCACAGCCAGGAGAACUGAAACUUGCAGCUCUUACUGCAGGAGCCCGGGUUCCUUGGGCACGGGCUCGGUUGAAAUACUUUGGCCAUGGAAUAAACAAAGUUUCCCUGGAUGCUAUUGAAUCUGCUGCAUUCUUCCUGACACUUGAUGAGGAACCACAGGGUUAUGACCCAGCAAAGGUUAACUCACUUGAUAUUUACGCCAAGUCCCUGCUGCAUGGUAAAUGUUAUGACAGGUGGUUCGACAAGUCUUUCAACUUAAUCUCAUACCCAAAUGGAAAGAUAGGAGUCAAUAUUGAGCACUCUUGGGCAGAUGCCCCCAUUGUUGGACACAUGUGGGAGUAUGUUCUUGCAACAGACUGCUUUCACCUGGGCUACACAGAGGAGGGCCACUGCAAAGGGGACAUGAACAGGGGCCUUCCAUGUCCCACUCGACUACAGUUUCAGAUUUCAGAUGAGUGCCAAGACGUUAUUGAAACUUCCUACCUAUUAGCCAGGCAGCUAGCCGAUGACGUGGACUUUAACUGCUAUUUGUUCUCUGAGUUUGGAAAAGGCCUGAUCAAGAAGUGCAGGACGAGCCCUGAUGCCUUCAUUCAGCUGGCUCUGCAGCUGGCACAGUUCAGGGAUCAAAGCGUGUUCUGCCUGACAUACGAGUCCUCGAUGACCCGUAUGUUCAGAGACGGUCGGACAGAGACGGUGCGUUCCUGCACCUCUGAGGCAGUUGCUUUUGUCCGGGCCAUGGAAGAUCCAUGUGCAACAAAUGCUGUCAGACUUGCAUUGUUUCGGAAGGCAGCAGAAAAGCAUCAGAACAUGUACCGUCUGGCCAUGACUGGAUCUGGCAUCGAUCGGCACCUCUUCUGCCUUUACAUAGUGUCUAAAUACCUCGGUGUAGAAUCACCAUUUCUCAAAAAGGUGCUUUCAGAGCCGUGGAAACUGUCGACCAGCCAGACUCCUCAGCAGCAGCUUAAUUUAGUUGAUAUUAACAAGUUUCCUAAAUAUGUGGGUGCAGGAGGUGGAUUUGGCCCAGUGGCCGAUGAUGGCUAUGGAGUGUCUUAUAUCAUUGUUGGCGAAAAUCUCAUCACAUUCCAUAUCUCCAGCAAGUUCUCAUGUCCUGACACAGAUUCUGGUCGGUUUGGUCAGCACAUUCGGAAAGCCAUGAUUGACAUCCAGGCUCUUUUCAAGCCGGAAAAUAAUAAUAGGACGGUGGAGAAUGGAAAGUACGUGCAUCUGGAAAAUGGGAAAAAGCACAUGUAGGACUCUGUGGGGAGGAGUUUUGUUGGUGUGCUUCCAU
Messenger RNA from Cyprinodon tularosa, 2748 nucleotides. RefSeq names its product carnitine palmitoyltransferase 1B (muscle) (gene cpt1b). Gene Ontology annotation, biological process: fatty acid metabolic process; carnitine metabolic process. The record is from RefSeq and is a predicted model, not a curated record. The transcript is spliced from 19 exons. The coding region runs from base 348 to 2711 and encodes 787 amino acids. Gene Ontology annotation, cellular component: mitochondrion. Gene Ontology annotation, molecular function: carnitine O-palmitoyltransferase activity. NCBI's taxonomy places the organism in Eukaryota, Metazoa, Chordata, Actinopteri, Cyprinodontiformes, Cyprinodontidae.